Messenger RNA from Plectropomus leopardus (leopard coralgrouper), 1057 nucleotides. RefSeq names its product signaling threshold-regulating transmembrane adapter 1-like. Gene Ontology annotation, molecular function: kinase binding. Gene Ontology annotation, cellular component: plasma membrane. Gene Ontology annotation, biological process: regulation of T cell activation; signal transduction; T cell homeostasis. The record is from RefSeq and is a predicted model, not a curated record. Lineage: Eukaryota; Metazoa; Chordata; Actinopteri; Perciformes; Serranidae.
ACAUGUAACAGACGUUCUAGUCUUGUUCAUCACACUUGCAGCAUAGUAAGACAAACAGAGAGAGAGAAGGAGAGAACUGUCCUUGUUUAAACCUUCAUUGCCAUGGGUCACUGCUGCAAUGAGACUCAUCAAAACGGUCAGAAUUUAUUUUGUGAGCCAUUUUAUGUGCAGGUGCUACUCGGGGCUAUCAGCACAAUACUCAUCUUCUCACUAUUUUGGAAUAUUUUUUGCUGUGCAUCAAAAUGUCGCUCAGGAAAAGGGAGAUGCAACCCGAGGACAAGACGAAGACGGAGCCAGAGGCAGAUGGAAGACAACCCUAUUUAUGGAAACAUAAGUUACAUGCAGACUAGUAAGUGCCCUGUAUGUAUGUGUGUGUCUCUCUCUCUCUGUGUCUCUAUCUGUGUCAACAGUGUGAUGUUGUUUUCCGCAGGCAUGACUUUGUUCACUGGAGCUGAUUCUCAGCUCUCCUCCUCUGAGAGGGAUCAUCACAGAGUCAGCUCUGACUCACAGCCCAAAUCUCAGGACUGUUAUGCCAACCUGACCCUGAAGCCCCCCAGGCUGCAGUCAGGCCGCAGCUCUCCACAGAUACAGUACUCAGAUGUGGUUCAUUUAGAGCAGCCGCCAGAGUCAGAAAAGGAUGAUGACGGCAACAUGGAUGCCCUCUCCUGCAUGUCUGAUCUGUAUGCUUCUGUACAAAAUCAACGCACCAAAACUGUUGACACUGUGGACAGCGGAGAAGGCUACGCCAACCAUCUCUGAGACGCCACAAAUAGUCUUUGUGCAACUUGACCUGCCACCACUGGAUGGCACUGUUUGUUGUUUGUUAUUAUUUCAAAACUGAGAAGUAGCCCAGCUCAUGCAGAGGAUCUGUAUUAUAUAGUUAUGACAGAUAAUGUUUUUUUUGUUGUUGUUUUUUAAUUGCCUUGUUUUGGUGUUGCUAAUUUCAAUAUCUUGAAAUUGUUCAUUAUAUGCUAAAUCAAACUGGGAUCAUAUAUUAAUGCCAUCUUUACUGAAAUGAUGGGUUAUUAAAGUUCCCCUCCUGACAUGUUGCAAGAUA